GGAAUGAAAGAAAUUUAUGCUAAGUUUGUGUCUCAGAAAAUCAGCAAAACCCGCUGGCGACCGGUGCCUUCGGGGAGUCUACAGACAGUUGAGUCCUUCGCUACAGGCUCUUGGGACAACGAGGAAAAUUAUGUUUCGCUGUGGUCAAUUGGAGAUUUUGGAAACUUGGACCCUGAUGGAGGGUUUGAAGGAGACCAUCAGUUACUGUGUGAUAUCAGACACCAUGGUGAUGUAAUGGAUUUACAGUUUUUGGACCAGGAAAGAAUUGUAGCUGCUUCAUCAACAGGAAGUGUAACAAUUUUCCUUCACCAUCAAAAUAACCAGACUCUGUCAGCCAGCCAUCAGUGGACAGCAGCUCACUACCACAGCGGCCCGGGCAGUCCUUCCUGUAGCAGUGCACCUUGUACAGGGGUUGUGUGCAACAGCCCAGAAAUUGUCACAGUUGGUGAAGAUGGCAGAAUAAAUCUCUUCAGAGCUGAUCACAAGGAAGCUGUGAGGACGAUAGAUAAUGCAGACAGCAGUACACUACAUGCUGUCACCUUCCUUCGAACUCCUGAGAUUCUGACAGUAAAUUCAAUUGGACAGUUAAAAAUAUGGGAUUUCAGACAACCAGGAAAUGAACCCUCUCAGAUAUUAUCAGUGACUGGUGAUCGAGUGCCCCUUCACUGUGUUGAUAGACAUCCCAACCAGCAGCAUGUUGUAGCUACUGGCGGCCAGGAUGGAAUGCUGAGUAUCUGGGAUGUUAGACUAGGUACUAUGCCAGUGUCUUUGUUGAAGGCUCAUGAAGCUGAAAUGUGGGAAGUUCACUUCCACCCAUCCAACCCAGAACGUUUAUUUACUUGUUCUGAAGAUGGAUCCCUCUGGCACUGGGAUUCCUCCACAGACGUGCCUGAAAAGUCAUCACUCUUUCACCAAGGAGGAAGAAACAGUACUUUUUUGUCUCACAGCAUUAGCAGCCAGGCUAAUGCUCACCAGUCUCUCCUAAGCUCCUGGCUCACCACUGACCCUGCCAAGGACCGGAUUGAAAUCACAAGCUUGCUUCCCAACAGGACUCUGUCUGUGAACAGUCUGGAUGUUUUAGGGUCUUGUCUUGUGUGUGGAACUGAUGCAGAAGCAAUCUAUGUUACUAGACAACUUUUUUCAUGA
Molecule: messenger RNA, 1146 nt
Organism: Orycteropus afer afer
Lineage: Eukaryota; Metazoa; Chordata; Mammalia; Tubulidentata; Orycteropodidae
Gene: NUP43
Product: nucleoporin 43
Cellular component (GO): nuclear pore outer ring
Molecular function (GO): protein binding
Source: RefSeq, a predicted model, not a curated record